This is a messenger RNA of Oncorhynchus gorbuscha (pink salmon), 883 nucleotides long. RefSeq names its product protein FAM189A1-like. Gene Ontology annotation, cellular component: membrane. The transcript is spliced from 6 exons. Bases 107 to 883 code for a protein of 258 amino acids. The record is from RefSeq and is a predicted model, not a curated record. Lineage: Eukaryota; Metazoa; Chordata; Actinopteri; Salmoniformes; Salmonidae.
ACACACACACACACACACACACACACACACACACACACACACACCGCAUAUAGGCCUACGCACACAUACACAGACUCACCACUCCCCACACAUACACACACCAGCCAUGCCAUCCCCAUCAGACUCCAGCAGUGUAGUGUCUGCCUCUGGGUCUAGGGGCUGGUCAGAUAGCUGCCGGGGCAUGUCUGGCCGUCAGGGUGGGGCCAAACUGCUGCUGUACCUGGGGCUGUGCCACCUGGGCCUGGGGGCCAUGGUCCUGGCCUUCUCCUUCACCAGCAUGGCCUUCACAUCCUCAGCCCGCGUCCGACAGUCCUGCCCCUUCUGGGCCGGCUUCUUUGUUGUGGCAUCAGGGUUAGUUGGACUUAUCUCAUGGAGAAGACCACUCACUCUGGUGGUGUCCCUCUUCAUGCUGCUGUCUGCUGUGUGUGUCAUCCUUAGUCUGGCUGGAUCCAUGCUCUCCUGUCAGAACGCACAGAUGGUUAAGUCACUCCUCACCUGCCAGGUGGAGAAUGGGUUGUGUGUGUGUUGCGCCCCAACACACUCCUGCUCUAUAAACGAGGAGGAGACCCUGGUACUCUACCUAAACGCAGACUGCCACUCUGUCAGACAUCAGCUCAAGGACCUGUUGUUCAGUGCUUGUGGUCUGAGUAUUCUCUCUACCAUCAUCUGUACUCUCUACUGUCACCUGCAGUAUACACAUCUUCUCCCUGGAUCUAGUCUCGCCCCGCACCGCUCUCGCUCCGUCAACCCAGAAUGCACCACUCCUCAGGACGCCUUCCUGACCAACAUCAUGGACUUUGAGGAGUUUGUCCCGCCCAUCCCUCCGCCCCCCUACUACCCCCCUGAAUACACCUGCAGCUCUGAGACAGACGCACAGAGGUAA